Molecule: messenger RNA, 828 nt
Organism: Pan troglodytes (chimpanzee)
Lineage: Eukaryota; Metazoa; Chordata; Mammalia; Primates; Hominidae
Gene: SCNM1
Product: sodium channel modifier 1
Exons: 7
Coding region: 83-775 (230 amino acids)
Biological process (GO): RNA splicing
Cellular component (GO): nucleus
Source: RefSeq, a predicted model, not a curated record
CUGUCCCGCUCUUGCUACGGUGGCCUGGAGGAGUGGCGAAACCGGAACAGAGAAUUUAUCACUUCUGGGACUCACAGUCGUGAUGUCUUUCAAGAGGGAAGGAGACGAUUGGAGUCAACUCAAUGUGCUCAAAAAAAGAAGAGUCGGGGACCUCCUAGCCAGUUACAUUCCAGAGGAUGAGGCGCUGAUGCUUCGGGAUGGACGCUUUGCUUGUGCCAUCUGCCCCCAUCGACCGGUACUGGACACCCUGGCCAUGCUGACUGCCCACCGUGCAGGCAAGAAACAUCUGUCCAGCUUGCAGCUUUUCUAUGGCAAGAAGCAGCCGGGAAAGGAAAGAAAGCAGAAUCCAAAACAUCAGAAUGAAUUGAGAAGGGAAGAAACCAAAGCUGAGGCUCCUCUGCUAACUCAGACACGACUUAUCACCCAGAGUGCUCUGCACAGAGCUCCCCACUAUAACAGUUGCUGCCGCCGGAAGUACAGACCAGAAGCCCCUGGUCCCUCUGUCUCCCUUUCCCCUAUGCCACCCUCAGAGGUCGAACUCCAAAGUGGGAAGAUCAGUAGGGAACCUGAACCUGCGGCUGGCCCACAGGCCGAGGAGUCAGCAACUGUCUCCGCCCCUGCACCCAUGAGCCCCACAAGAAGACGAGCCCUGGACCAUUAUCUCACCCUUCGAAGCUCUGGAUGGAUCCCAGAUGGACGAGGUCGAUGGGUAAAAGAUGAAAAUGUUGAGUUUGACUCUGAUGAGGAGGAACCACCUGAUCUCCCCUUGGACUGAUACCCUUUUCCCAUUCAUUCACAAAUAAAUUACAAUGGGUGCUGAGAACUUAA